AUGGCCAGCCCAGUGUGGAUGCUGCUGCCACUGCUGCUGCUGCUGCUGCUGGGGUCCUUGGCGGGGCACAGGCCAUGGAAGAAGCAGGUGUACCAGUCCCACAAGGGCAUCGGGGAGGCGUGCAGGAUCAACGAGGAGUGCCAGAGCAACUGCUGUACCACCGGCAGCCUGGACCCCAGCAAGCAGUGCAACCCCAAGACCAUCUUACUGAGGUGCCUGCCCUGGCGGAAGCCCAAUGGGCACAGGUGCUUCCACAACUCGGAGUGCCAGAGCCGCUGCUGCGUCCGCAGCAACCGCAGUCCGCAGAAGUUCUGCACGCCCCUGACCAUCUUCCUUCAGUGUGUGCCCUGGCGCAAGCCAGACGGCGACUUCUGCGGCAACCACAGGGAGUGUAACAGCCAGUGCUGCAUCCAGCUGAGGGAGGACAGCCCCCAUCGCUGCAUCCGCCGCUCCGGGAUCCUGGCCCAGUGCCUGCCCCUGCUGAGUCUGCGUGGGAGGCUCAGCUUCGUCGAGGGCACCACAGCGACCAGGCCGGGACCACAGCCGUGA
Messenger RNA from Cebus imitator (Panamanian white-faced capuchin), 549 nucleotides. It is a transcript of the gene LRCOL1, whose product is annotated as leucine rich colipase like 1. The transcript is spliced from 4 exons. Lineage: Eukaryota; Metazoa; Chordata; Mammalia; Primates; Cebidae. The record is from RefSeq and is a predicted model, not a curated record. The coding region runs from base 1 to 549 and encodes 182 amino acids. Gene Ontology annotation, molecular function: enzyme activator activity. Gene Ontology annotation, biological process: digestion; lipid catabolic process. Gene Ontology annotation, cellular component: extracellular region.